CCCUAGAGGGGAUCUGAGCAAUGUUUGCAUCCAAAGGGCCUGAGCACCUGCCCUGGCCAUGCACUACUACGGGGACUGCUACAGCCACCUCUGCCUGCCCGGCUCGGGCUGCCUUGCCGAGACCACGCAGCGCUGCCCGCCGCAGCCCGACGCCUGCAGCACCACCUGCCACCCGCUCAGCAUCACCAAGAGCCCCGUGCCCAGAUGGCAGAGCUACACCCAGCCCUUCACCUACGUGUGCCCCAGCCUGAGUGCCAGCCAGGCAGCUCUGCUGUCCUGCCAGCCCUACCUCCAGAAGUGUGUGGUGCUGUACCCCGAGCCCUGCGAGACCACCCAGCUCCUGCCCUGCAGGAAGCCCAGCGUGAAGCUGAGCACUCUGCCGAGCUUCCAGCACUGUGAGACCAACCCCCCCGUGAAGAAGAGGGUGGCCAAGAGCCUCCCCCCCUGUGCCCCCAGGUGCCCAGAGCCCAGCAAGCUGAAGUUCCCCCCGUGUGGGAUUAGGUCCUCGUCCUCCUGCAGGGAGGGCUGCAGGUCGCAGAAGGUCUCCAAGUGCUCCUCGCAGCGCUGCAGCGCCGCAGCCCUGCAGGGGCUCACCAGCGGCUACUCGCGGCCCCUGCGGGGAGCCACCGAGUGCCCCCCCCAGCAGUGCACCGUGCAGUCCUUCCUGGGGGAGUACGUGAAGGGCUUCCCCCACCAGAAGUGCAUGAAGGGCUACCCCACGCAGGAGUAUGUCACCACCUACUCCUCCCAGCCCUGCGUCGCCAAGUCCCCGCCGCGGCCGCAGUGCCCCCCGGCGCAGGGCACCAAGGAGCGCUCCUCACAGCAACAUGCAACCAAGUCCCCCCUGGCUCAGGACGGAGCCAAGCACAAGAGUUCCUCCACCCAGCACCUAAGCAAGUCCAAGUGCCUCCACCCCCGAGCCGCCCAGCACUCGCCGCACGGAGCAGCCAAACGCUCCAGCCCGGCCAAGAAGAGUCGCUGCAGCUCCAGGUGGCUGUGGUGA
Messenger RNA from Pogoniulus pusillus (Red-fronted tinkerbird), 1003 nucleotides. RefSeq lists its product as uncharacterized. The coding region runs from base 59 to 1003 and encodes 314 amino acids. The record is from RefSeq and is a predicted model, not a curated record. Lineage: Eukaryota; Metazoa; Chordata; Aves; Piciformes; Lybiidae. The transcript is spliced from 2 exons.